Molecule: messenger RNA, 990 nt
Organism: Adineta ricciae
Lineage: Eukaryota; Metazoa; Rotifera; Eurotatoria; Adinetida; Adinetidae
Source: the annotation of a GenBank genome assembly
AUGGAAUGUCAUUGGAUUUUACUAUUAUUGGCAAUUGUUGUCAGUGUAAUUCAAACAGCACCCGUAAAAGAUGAUAGAACUCCGCGUUGUGGUGUACAAGAUGGUGGCCAUGGCAAAUUCGCUUUAGCUCAUGGAAUCAAAUGGCGUAAGCGACAUAUUACCUGGGCAUUUCUUGGACCAGCUCCUCGACGAAUUGGUCAUCAACGAACAAUCCAAAUCAUUAGUGAAGCAUUUCAACGCUGGGCAGAUAUUGUCCCAUUAGAAUUUACUAACGUUUGUGCUACGUGCAAAGCAGACAUUCCAGUUUCAUUUAAAUAUGUCGAUGGUAUGUUUUCAAUGAUUUUCAUCGACCAAUUAUUACGAUCUUUUCUUUCAACAUUAGGAGCGAUGAGAACAUUGGCAUAUGUACAACCGAAUAGCCCGGUACCCUACUUUGACGACGGAAAACCUAUUAUGGUGUUCGAUAAAGACGAAAAUUGGUCUCAGGAAUUUUCAACGCAUAACAAUGGUCAAAUUAAUUUGUUUUUGGUAGCUGUACAUGAAAUUGGUCACGUGAUUGGAUUACAUCAUGAUGAAGAUCCUAAUGCGAUUAUGUACUUUCAACACAGAGAAGGAAAAUUUCGCAAACAAGAUAUCGUGCCACCAAUUGAUAGAUCGGAAAUCCAAAAGAUAUACGGAAGAAAGACUGGUGGUAGAGCAAAUCCAAAACCUACAAUACCAUCACCUUCUGACGAUGAUGACGACUCGGGAGAAGUUAUAAGAAUACCACCACCUUCAAAUCACGGCGGUGCCGACAAUGAUGAUGAUGAUGACGAGCAAGGAGAAGUUAUAAGAAUUCCAGGGCCAGGAGGAAGACCAACAGGAGGAAAUGGAAACAAUUGUGUCGAAAAGACUAUAAGAUUUCCUGGUGGUUAUAGAACGGAACGACGUUGUAGUAGUUCACAUUCUUCAUCAUUUAGUUUUGGUUCUAACUUUCAAAAGUGGAAGUGA